This is a messenger RNA of Ciona intestinalis (vase tunicate), 874 nucleotides long. The record is from RefSeq and is a predicted model, not a curated record. Lineage: Eukaryota; Metazoa; Chordata; Ascidiacea; Phlebobranchia; Cionidae.
AAAUAUCUUGUGACCAAAUAUUUGCAUAAAUCCUUUAAUAGCAGGUAUUUUGCAAUCGUUGUUUUUGUGUACUUUAGUUUAUCUCUAGUCUUUUGCUCUUUAACGUUUAAGAAGCAGUAAUGUAUCAUGAAACAAGCGCAUACCAGAAACACGAGACGCCCGAUUAUAAAUAUUUGCGAAUAUUCCUUGGAGUUGGGGUUGUUAAACUUGUGGUCGGUUGUGUCUCAGUGUUGCUUGGUGUUUGGGCUGAAUACAUUCGGAUAAAUUCCGCUCAUUCUGAUUACUUUGAAGUGUAUUCCCCACUAUGGUGCGCCCCGUUUUUCAUUGUAGCGGGAGGCAAAGGUGUCAACCUUAGUUGUAAACCUAGUGAUAAAAAGAUGUUUACAACUAUGAUCCUGGCCAUUGUAUCUGGUAUACUGGGUUUAGUAAUGUAUGGCUUUGAAUUGGUGGAUUCAAUACAAAUGGAUGAUGUGUAUUUUGUAUUGGAGGAUGACCAUGUAGCAUUAAAGAUACUUCAUGGAAUCCUGACAGCUUUGGGUUUUCUAAACUUCUUGUUUGCGAAAGUUCUUGUUGCGUUCUGUGCAGUGGAAUAUUGCAAACAAAGAAAGAAGCAACGAACAUACAUCGAAAGUUCAAGGACACCUUUGCUUGGUUAUGGUGAUUCGUGUAGCAGAAGAUCAUUCGAUCCGAAUCAUAUAGGUGUAGAGGCUUACCCAUACACCAACUAUACUUCAACGAGAGGCCAGGCGGGUUCCUAUGCAGGAAGUAUUCCAUUCAAAUCAGAUGCAUAAAAGUGAAGCUUCCAACCAAGUUAAUUGUUAAAAUUUAUUAUAGUGUUGUUUCAGUUGUUAAUAAAUAAUCAAUGUGCAAUUUA